GAAGUAAGAACUGCUGGCCAAAUAUAUAUUUGGCGCCAGUCCACUUCUAUAAAACAACCUGCUGACAACUAAUAUGAUCCGUCUAGUGCGCAUGCGCAGCUAGAAAAGUAAUAUGGCCGCUAAGGUGGAGAUGUCAGUUCUGUCAGACACGAAUAGAUAACGACGUCACACCUUAAGCAGCAAACCUAACCUCCAUUUUGUUUAUAUUUGUGUUUCCAAGUUUGUUAAAUCCACGAUUAAAUUGUACAAAAUACCUGUAUCUGUCAAUCCACCCUUACAUGGUAGCAGAGCUUGUGACGUUAAAAGCAAUCCACAAUUAAGAAGAAGUUAAGUGUUAAGUAAUAAAAUGAGUUAUCAAGAAGAAAUGAUUCAAAUGGAUCAAUCCCACGUGCCAGCCAUGGAAGUUCCAGAAAACAUUUUCGAGAUGCUGACCAACCAAAGUUUUGUGCGACUACUUGCAGAAAAGCUUGGAAAUCUAAACAAUUCGAACACGUCCACGUGUAGCGGAUCCGAAAUAGCAGAGAAGGUGACCAUGCCGGCGUUUGUGAUACCGCAUUACGAAAAUAGUGACAAGUUAAAGGGCCACUCCAACUAUAGGUCAUGGAAACAAAGAGUCGAGCGUGACAUGCUUGCUCUAGGACGCUCCCAAUUCCUGAAAUACGACAUGGGUGGACCAGACUGCACAAUGACUAAAGAAGAAAAGCACAUGUACAAUGCUCAAGUGCUACAAUAUUUGGAAGCAUCGUUGCAGCAUGCUCCCAAAACUGUAAUAGAGAAUGAGCAGUCAGCAGCCGAAGCUUUCCAAAAGCUGACACAAAUGUUUGGAAAAAAUGACGUCCAGAAGAUGGUUGAACUACUGGACAACUUCGGCAAGACGGUGUUCUACCCAAGGAUGAAUCCGGUCAAUUUCGUCUCCCAGUUCGAGAAGGGUAUACAAGAAUUCAAGGAACUAGGUGUUCCAUUGGACCCAAAAAUAGUGGUGGCGUAUUUCCUUCACAAGGUUAAGAAUGCUAAUGGAUUCCUGCCAUUCUUUACAACGAUGACCACUUUACCCGAGGCAACCAGAACCUAUGAGUUUGUGAAAAAUGCAUUUCUAGAGGUAGCAAACUGCCAGUAUUUCAGAGAGGUUGACAACAGUAUGUAUACAAGUAGUAGUUUGAAUGAUAUUUGUUCUGAAUGUUUUAAUGACACAGAUAGGAAUCUCGAGACCGAGAUCAAUGAAGUUUAUACUGCAUGUUCCUUAUGUUUUGAUUAUCCCAUUGGAGAAUCUAAUAUGUUCACGAAUAAUCUCAAUUCUGUUUCAGUCCUCUGCAUUAAAUGUGGAAAGAGUGAUAAUAAUAUAUGUGAUUUCUGUUUAGAGAGUCGACAUGAUAGGUCAUAUAGGGAGCCCCAUACGAAGAAAGAAAAAAAUUCUUUCAAAAGUCCUUCGUAUUUUAAAGAGGAGAAAGUAGACAGUAGUCCCUAUUCUAUCGAGCAACUGAAAAAAAUUAGGAAUAUGACACCAGCUGAAAAACGAGAAGCCAGCUGUAAAAAGUGUGGUUUAUUAUUCCAUCGGUCAGCUGCAUGUACCAACACGGAGAGAUUCUGUUAUUUCUGCCAUAAGAAAGGUCACGAAAAGAAGGACUGUAGGAAACUGAAGGAAUACAAAUCUAAAAAUUAAGAAGAAAAAUAUCACUAGUUUUCGUUUCGGAAGGCGUGUAUAGAGUAUCAGCAAGGAUAAAUUCAAGUGGAACGAAUAAUGUUAAUGUUAAUAAUGUCAAUUAUAAAGAAAAUACAAG
Harmonia axyridis is the source of this 1778-nucleotide messenger RNA. RefSeq lists its product as uncharacterized. The transcript is spliced from 2 exons. The record is from RefSeq and is a predicted model, not a curated record. The coding region runs from base 347 to 1660 and encodes 437 amino acids. Gene Ontology annotation, molecular function: zinc ion binding; nucleic acid binding. Lineage: Eukaryota; Metazoa; Arthropoda; Insecta; Coleoptera; Coccinellidae.